CUCGGAGGCUCCGACAACAUUAGAGUGAAACUCAUUUCACUAUUUUGCUUUAUUUCACAGAUAAUUUUCCUGUGGGCAAAAUGGAGGAUUUGGGAGAAAAUCUGAAGCUGAUGGUUAAAAUCUUCAGGCGAGAGUGCCACCGGGUUCUGCGCUCUGAGAGGACCACCAUCCAUGGAGCUGAUGGCAUGUUGAUGUUGCUGCAGCUGGCCAUGGCAGAAGUUAGCAAGCAGCACGCUGGAGAGUUCAAAGUGGCUCUGAGUGAUGUCCUGAUGGCCUGGAAACACUUACUGCUAGACAAACUUCACCUGCCGCCCCCCGACUUUGCACGCUCGGAGAACUAUGAGCUCAUCCUGGAGGCGUACGAGUCCUCCCUGAAACGCUCCAACGCCGUGGACCUGGUUGACAUCCUGUCCAUGUACGAACAGCUGAGGCUAGUGGACUCGGACCCGGGGGAGCCCGUGAGCCCGAUCCAGAUGUUUGAGUUCUUAUCCGGAAACACGGAGGUGUCGGAGUUGCCCGACUCUUCAGUCCCGUCAACACCGUCUCGUGCCAGCAGACCCUCACAGGUGAAACUGGCAGUGAGACGGGUUUUCUGCUCCUACCUGAGUCUCCUCGUGAACGCCAAGAACGACAUGGCGCUGGCGCUGACCCUCAACGUGCCCGACCGCGCUCUGGGCCGACGGGCGUUUACCGACGCCAAGCACGCGGCGCACGACGGCAGCACCUCUCUGUUCCUGGCUGUGACGUCCUUCGUGAGGGCCGUGCAGCUCGGAGGGAAAGGCUACGCGCCGCCGGAGUCCGACCCGCUCAGGAAACACGUCAAAGGCCUGUCGGACUACGUCCAGUUUCUAGACGACCUGGAGGAAAUACUGGGAGAGGUUCCUGACCCGAGUGCGUGUGGAGGCCGGCUGGUGGGCGCCGUGCGGGCGCUGCUGGUCAAGGGACGCGGCGGUGGAGACGGCGUGUGCGUCGCGGCCGAGGAGACGGCGAAGGAGCUGAAGGAGACGAUCCGCCAGCUCCAGGCGAGCGGCGCCGAUGGAAGAAGCGGGACGGGGAUAAGCCCAGCCCGGCCCCGGGCUCACGCUGUCAAUCACUGCACGGCGCUGGGAGGCCGGGACACGGUGAAGCUGCUGAUGGCGCUGUUGGACCAGGAGGCGCUGGCGGCGCCGUGCCGGAACAAGGCCGAGCUGCUGUCGGAGGACCAGCCCGUCCUCAGUGGGGAGGAGGGCACCUGCGUGCUCGGCCUGUUCAGAUCCCCCGAAGUGUCUACUGGAAGUUCUCCAGAGCCUCUAAAGAGCCGAGUCCAGACCCGACUAGACCUGCUCAAGCCCAAGGCCAAAGUCGGAGGAAUUCGAUCCCAGUUCGCGUGUACGUACGAAGACGAAGACGAGCCACUGAGCCGCGUGCUGGAGUUCCCCCGCCAGGCACCAGAACACCUGAACACCCCCACCGGGCCGGAGGAGAACACCUACGCCGAGUCUUCUUCGACUUCUUCUGAAUGCCCGAAUAAGGAGCAGAGCGCCGUGCGGCGGCGGGGGGGGGCGGCUGCUCUCGGGCCGCGGAGUGGAAACGUCCGAGACGGAGGGGCGAGCGCCGGAGAGCAAACCGUCGCUCGGGCGCAACAGCGAAAGGGCAACAAGAGGAAGCAGGCGGACUCCUCCGACCAACACGGAGGGGCGGAGAACGAGCCGCCGCAGAAGAAACCGCUCGCUCGCGUCUCGGUCAAAAUGCCCGGCAAGAGGGCCGGAGGCAAAGCCGCGAGUAAGAAGAAGCUGAUCGCCGGACAGGGAACGCUAACCGGCUUCUUCAGAGUCUAACGGUGGUUUGAGAUGGUCACUUUUGUUUGAGGGACCGUCUUUUUGGGGUACGCUCAUUUGCUGAAAGUUUGGUGACUGCACGCUAAAUAUGAAGCUAAAUUGAAUCUAAAAAGGUGCUUAGCUCGGCUCUUUUUCACAUUAAGUGAAGCUAGCCGGCCUCUAAAUGCACAAAGUUAUUUGGUUAACAUUUAUAGGUGCUUAAAAGCAGAUUAUUUAAAGCUUUAGACGGAGCCAGGCAAACCGUUUCCCCUCCAGUCGUUAAGUUAAGCUAAUUUCCCGUUAGCCGUAGCUUCAUAUGUAUCAUGUGUGGCGUCGAUCGUCUCAUUCAACACUCCGAGUUUAAGAGGAUCAAAAUGUUUGUAUACCGUCAUCUAGUUUGCUAGAGUUUUGCUAAAAUGUCAGCAUUUUUUGUUAUUGAAAGAUGAUGUUAACUGUUCAUGAUUCAUCGUUAGCUCAGCACUUAGCUUAGCAGCAGCGUGAAUAUCAUUGUGAUUUGUUCAGUGCACUUUCUUCAUCAAGACAAGUUUUAUUUUAUUUUAUUUUAAUUCAACCUGCAAAAUUGUAAAUUUGUAAAUAUGAUGCGCACUUUUCACAAUUUUAAUAAACCUUUUUUAUUUAGUUUUACAUGGUUGUGAUCUCUCGUUUUCAACAAGGAAAUAAAUGCAUUUCAGUGGAACACACAUAUGGGGCAUUAAAAAUUAAGGAAAGGAGGUACAAUAGGAGGUACAGAUUGUAAAGCACUCCGAGACAAAUUUGUAAUUUGUGAAAUUGGGCUAUACAAAUAAACUGAAUUGAAUUGAAUUGAAUUAGAUAGUGGCCUAAUAGAUAGUGGCAUACAAUACACGUGUAUUUACAGGUGAAACCUAUAGCGUGUCACGGUACAUUAAGCGUACAUAAGUCACGAUACGCUUACAACUAUACGUACAGAAUGUCUAAUAACGCCCGGUAACCGGUAACUUGUUAAACUGAAACACCGUUGGCUCUUAUUUUUGGAAUAUUUAUUCUUGACAACCCAACAAAAAUCAUCCGGAUAA
Pseudoliparis swirei is the source of this 2851-nucleotide messenger RNA. RefSeq names its product PARP1 binding protein (gene parpbp). Bases 81 to 1817 code for a protein of 578 amino acids. The record is from RefSeq and is a predicted model, not a curated record. Gene Ontology annotation, biological process: negative regulation of double-strand break repair via homologous recombination. The transcript has 11 exons. Gene Ontology annotation, cellular component: chromatin. NCBI's taxonomy places the organism in Eukaryota, Metazoa, Chordata, Actinopteri, Perciformes, Liparidae.